This is a messenger RNA of Hippocampus comes (tiger tail seahorse), 1993 nucleotides long. It is a transcript of the gene rims3, whose product is annotated as regulating synaptic membrane exocytosis 3. Gene Ontology annotation, cellular component: presynaptic membrane; cytoskeleton of presynaptic active zone. The coding region runs from base 352 to 1326 and encodes 324 amino acids. Lineage: Eukaryota; Metazoa; Chordata; Actinopteri; Syngnathiformes; Syngnathidae. The record is from RefSeq and is a predicted model, not a curated record. Gene Ontology annotation, molecular function: transmembrane transporter binding; small GTPase binding. Gene Ontology annotation, biological process: regulation of membrane potential; regulation of synaptic plasticity; calcium ion-regulated exocytosis of neurotransmitter. The transcript has 7 exons.
AUGUCGCUGUUUGCCCGCAGCGGCUUGCGUCCCGCUCCUCCUUUCUCCCCCCUCAGCAGCGCCCCCUCGGUUCGGGUCGGCUCGACUCAACCCCACCUUUUGGAUUGCAGCUCGAGCAGACGCGCAGCAAGCACAGUGCAGAGCGGAGACGCCGCUCAGAGCUCUUUUCGCUUUUUACCACCGAAGCGCCAAAAUUGCAGCCGAACGAUGACAUUGAUCCACGCGGGCUACAAGUACAACAUCAUCUGACAACCUGCGCCCCGCACAGCUCCUCUUCUCCGCUCCUUGUGUCCCACUCCAACGCUCCUGCGCCCCCGCCUCCACCCACCGGUCCUCUCGUCCAGCAGGACCAUGAUGCUGAGCAGCUCGGUGGAGGUGCCCAGCCCGGGCGCUUUGAGCAGUCUCAGCGGGCUGAGCGAAGCGGCUCGCAACGUGGUGCGCUCCUCCAGCAUCUCGGGGGCCAUGUACAACCUGGAGAAGAGUCCCGGAGGCGGGGUGCCCGAGUCGGCGUCGCUGGCCGGCAUCAAGAAGCGGCGCUCCAGUCUGGGGGCCAAGAUGGUGGCUAUUGUGGGCUUGUCGCAGUGGAGCAAGAGCACACAGCAGCUCAACCAGCACGACGGCGGAACCAAGAAGCUUCGCAGCACCAUCCGACGGAGCACGGAGACCGGCAUCGCUGUGGAGAUGAGGAACCGGGUGACGCGACAGGGAAGCAAGGACUCCACCGACGGCAGCACCAACUCAAACAGCUCCGACGGAACGUUCAUCUUCCCUACCACGCGCCUCGGGCCCGAGAGCCAGUUCAGCGACUUCCUGGACGGCUUAGGCCCCGCUCAGAUCGUUGGGCGGCAAACAUUAGCGACGCCUCCGAUGGGGGACGUCCAUGUUGGUAUGGUGGACAGAGGAGGUCAGCUGGAGGUGGAGGUCAACCAGGCCAGAGGCUUGAUCCCCAAACCGGGCUCCAAGAAUAUCCCAGCAACCUACGUGAAGGUGUACGUCCUUGAGAACGGAGUGUGCUUGGCCAAGAAGAAAACCAAAGUCGUGAAGAAGAAUCUUGACCCCAGCUACCAGCAGCCGCUGCUGUUUGAUGAGAGUCCUCAGGGAAAAGUCCUCCAGGUAAUCGUGUGGGGGGAUUACGGGCGGAUGGACCACAAGUGCUUCAUGGGAAUGGCCCAGAUCCUGUUGGAGGAUUUGGACCUGUCGGCGACCGUCGGCGGCUGGUACAAGCUGUUCCCUACCUCCUCUCUGGCAGACCCCAGCAUCGGACCCCUGGCCCGACGCCUCUCGCAGUCCUCCCUGGAGAGCGCCACCAGCCCCUCGUGCACCUAACAAGGCUGAGUCAUGCAAACCCUCGUACUGUACAUACCACUCAAGACUGUAUCUUCAAGUGCAAAAACCUGAUACCCCCUCUGUACGUGCACGUUAUCACCGAGCAAUUUUGUAAGUCGGAGUGGGGGCCAGGGGGGGUGUAGACCCUCGUAAAUUCCACAUUUUACCUGAAGACGUAGCAUUUUUCCUCCUCCGUGUUCCAACAUUCCCAACCAUGACGCAUUGGGUUCACAGAGUGCCAUACAUAACCUGCAUUUGCAGGUUCCACGAGACCAUCCCAGGGCCAUGCAGAUGACGCAUUCUAAACUGUGGUUGCCAAACUUUAAAAAAAACAAAAAACAAAAAAAAAAACAACAACUAUUUUUUAAAACCAAAGCAAUUGUUUAUCGUAGUGUUAGAUGAAGUAGUCGAACAAUAUAACGUCCGGAUAUGUAGCAGAGCCAAUGAUAUUCUGUGGGCCAAACGCAUUACAGGUGCAGAUAUUCGAGAUAUUCUGAGGUAGCCGCACUCCACUUGCACAGGGCAGGGCUGAGUUUAUACCUAGAUAUGCAUCUAUACAUAUAGAGUUCUACAUUUAUUUGUGUUCACGCGUGUACGUAUCGGCCGCAGUCUGCAUGCUCGCUCGCUUGCAAUCUUUUUACAAAAAAAAAACAAAACAAAAACUUUU